Messenger RNA from Gigantopelta aegis, 6036 nucleotides. Its product is annotated as sodium leak channel non-selective protein-like. The record is from RefSeq and is a predicted model, not a curated record. Gene Ontology annotation, biological process: monoatomic ion transport; transmembrane transport. Bases 778 to 6033 code for a protein of 1751 amino acids. Lineage: Eukaryota; Metazoa; Mollusca; Gastropoda; Neomphalida; Peltospiridae. Gene Ontology annotation, cellular component: membrane. Gene Ontology annotation, molecular function: monoatomic cation channel activity. The transcript has 41 exons.
AUUUUGUUUUCCUGUCAAAUGUGUUGGAACUUGUUGACAUUUGUCAGCUGUUUCUUGUCAAUGAAGCAUCAUUGUUUGGAGAGAGUAACAGGUUGUUGAUAAUGAAAGAGAAAUGUGGACAUAUUUCUGUUAAACUGGUCUUUAAUAUUUUCUCCUGAUUCCAGUACAACCACAACUCUUAAAAAAAAGAGUCAUAAUUGUACAUCUCAAAAGCCAUGGUUAUACAUGUAUAUAUAUACAAAAACUACCCACGUGUGUGCAGUAUUUAAUCAUGUGUGUGACAUAACCAUAGCAACCAUCUUGGUCAAAGUGUUACUGACCAUGGAUACACCUGUACAUAUUGCUGGAUAUAGACGGACAAAGAUUGUACAAGUUAUUUGAGUUGUAAUUUAAAAAAUGUUUAAGACCCCCUGAAUUUACUGUUAUUACUUCAGUUUACUUUAAAAUAAAAGAAAGGAAGAAAAAUAUUUUUAAAAAAGAAAGAAAGAAAAAGAACUUGUUGUCAAAUGUGAAUCCAAGACCACUCAACCCUAUUUAUUUGUCACUAUUUUAGUUUUAAUAUUUAUCGAAAGAAAAGAUAUUUGAACUAUUGGCUUUGAAAAAAAAAAAAAGAAAAAAAAGUAACAUCACAAAAAAAAAAAAAAAAGUAACAUCACAAAAAAAGAACUCAGAACAGAAUGCAGAAAAAAUCUUAAAACCAGUCCUCAACAAACCAAACGGGAGAAAAAAAAACCCAAACCCAGAACAAAAACAACCCACCCCAAAGAAUCGUCAAUCAUGUUGGUGAAUCGUAAGGCAAGUUUCAAGGACGGGAUGCCCAUGGCUGACUACGGCCCGGACGAGAAUCUGAACGACAACGCGGACAUCGAGUGGGUCAACAAGCCGUGGACCCGGCGACUGCUGCGGGCGUGUGCCUUUGUCAGCAUGGUCUCCGUGAGCAUCAACACGCCGCGCACCUUCGAGCUGUACGAGUCCCUCAUGUACAUCACCUUCAGCCUCGACAUGCUCAUCACGUUCUUCUUCACCGCAGAGAUGAUCGCAAAGAUGCACAUACGAGGAGCAUGGAAGGGAGAAGCUCCGUAUCUGAAAGACCGAUGGUGUCAGUUUGAUGGAAUCAUGGUUCUCUUCUUGUGGGUGUCCGUCGUUUUACAGGUGUUUGAGAUGACCAACAUUAUCCAGAACGAGGCGCCCGCGUCUGCAUUGAGAAUUCUCCGCUCUCCGCGACCACUCAUUCUGAUUCGAGUCUUCCGCGUCUUCCUCAAGUUCUCACUGCCCAAAAACAGAAUCAACCAAAUCUUCAAGCGCUCCAGCCAGCAGAUUUAUAACGUGACGAUAUUCUUCCUCUUCUUCAUGUCUCUGUACGGAAUUCUCGGCGUUCAGUUCUUUGGGGAAAUGAAACAUCACUGUGUCAGGGAGGGUACAGAUUUAGACAACAUCACGCUGUUUGACCUGGCAGUGCCAGACACUCACUGCUCACCGGUGGAGGGAGUUGGGUAUCGGUGCCCACCCGGUCUCGUCUGUGAGAAACUCAGGCUCAGCAAACAGGAGAUGGGGUUCAAUGGAUUUGACAUGUUUGCGACGAGUGUGUUCACUGUGUACCAGGCUGCGUCCCAGGAGGGCUGGGCAUUCCUCAUGUAUCGCGCCAUCGACAGUCUGCCAUCGUGGAGGGCCUUCGUCUACUUCUGUUCUCUCAUCUUCUUCCUCGCCUGGCUCGUCAAGAAUGUGUUCAUUGCUGUGAUUAUCGAGACGUUUGCCGAGAUCAGAGUUCAGUUUCAACAGAUGUGGGGAUCGCGUGGCAACGCCGCCGAGGCAGAUUCCUCACAGGUGAUCCAGAGCGACGGCUCCAUCUGGAAGCUGGUGAUUCUGGAUGAGAACAAGACAAAGGGACUCGCUCCACCGGUCUUCCAGCGCGUCGUGCGCUCAAACUUCUUCCACACGUUCAUCUUGCUGUUAGUACUGGCCAGCUCCAUCACACAGGCCAGUCUCCACUUCGACCACGUCAGCAAACUGCCAGAUAACAAGCUGGAUGGCUUCUAUUAUGCUGAGGUUGUGUUCACUGUGCUGUUUGACCUGGAGGCUGUGUUUAAGAUCUGGUGUCUUGGAGUCGCGGGCUACCUGAAACGAUCUCUACACAAGUUUGAGCUGGUGCUCGCGAUAGGCACCACACUGCAUAUCAUACCGGACUGCUACCGCUCUCCACUCACCUACUUUCAGGUCUUGCGAGUUGUGCGUUUAAUUAAAGCAUCUCCAAUGUUAGAAGAUUUCUGUUUCAAGAUAUUUGGACCUGGCAAGAAACUGGGCAGUCUGAUUCUCUUCACUAUGUGUUUGUUGAUCAUUGCCUCCAGUAUCAGUCUGCAGUUGUUCUGCUUUAUUCAGGACUUUGACAAAUUUGAAACAUUUCCUCAGGCGUUUAGGUCAAUGUUUCAAAUCUUGAGUCAGGAGGGCUGGACCGGGAUCCUGGACGACAUCAUGGACAGCGUCUCCACCGAUUUCCUGGUGGCCGCCGUGGCUGUGUAUUUUAUUAUUUACCAUCUAUUGGUCACAUCGAUAGUUAUAAGCUUGUUUGUGGCUGUCAUUCUGGACAAUUUGGAGUUGGAUGAAGACAUAAAGAAACUGAAGCAGCUGAAGGCGAGGGAGAUGAGCGCUGGCACACAGCAGACACUGCCACUCAGACUGAGGAUAUUCUCAAAGUUUCCCGACCACCCUCAGAUGGUGCGCGUGAACAAGAUGCAAGACACGUUCCACAUAUCGGACGUGCGCGAGAGUUUCAUGCGUCAGUUCCAAUCAUCGGACCGGACGCUGAAUCUCGUCGUCGACACGCAGGACAACGACGCGAAAGACAUGACAUCGUGUCUGAAGCUGGCGCACCUCAAGCUGAUCAAACUGCCGCACCACGAGGCCAGGAGCGGUGGAGAGAUGGAGAAACGAACGGGGAUCAGCUCCAUAGUCAGAGAUUCCAAUCAGCAGAAGGUUGUGAGCGGUGGCUCUGCCCAGCUCGUGGCGGCUGGGGGUAAGGCAUUGUCAUUGCUAGGACAACAGCAUCAGAUCAGAAUGGAACGAAGGAGCAUGCGCGGCGGGUCGAGGCCUGGCAGUCUCAAGUUGAAGAGUCAGGGGACGAUGAAGGAGAACGGCGACAUCAGUAUGAUCCACGCGGGAAGUCUCGCCGGGCGCAGAGCCGACGACUUCGACAUCAAAGUCUGGCAGCAGAAAAAACAGCAGGCCGAAAUUAAACGAAACCAACAGGAAGAGGAACUGAGAGAAAACCACCCGUACUUCGACACCCCGCUGUUCUUUGUAGGCCGCGAGAGUCGCCUGAGGAAACUCUGUCACCUGAUUGUCAACGCCCAGUACAAGUGGCACUCAAGGGACCCAGUCACCGGCAAGGAGAUCAAGAGUAAAUACAAGCGAAUUCAUAAGCUGCUGGGCCUGGUGACCUAUCUUGACUGGGUGAUGAUCAUUAUGACGAUUCUCUCUUGCUGCUCCAUGAUGCUAGAGAAUGCGAAGAAACGGAUUGUUGACCAUAACGAUCUCAAGAUUGCUGAGUAUGCGUUUGUUGUGUCUAUGAGUAUAGAGAUGAGCUUGAAGCUGAUGGCUAACGGACUGAUGUUCACACCGCAUGCUGUUGUCAGAGAUUUCAGUGGCAUCCUUGACCUCUUCAUAUAUUGGGUGAGUGUUGUGUUCCUGUGCUGGAUGCCACAGGAGAUACCGCCGAUGUCGGGUGCACAGGGUCUGAUGAUUCUGCGAUGUCUACGGCCGCUGCGCAUUUACAGCCUCGUACCACAUAUGAGGCAGGUCUUCUACGAGCUGGUCAGGGGAUUCAAGGAAAUUCUGUUGGUAUCUGUGUUGCUGAUAGUGUUGAUGUUUGUGUUUGCGACGUACGGGGUACACCUGAUAGGAGGAAGACUGGCCAGGUGUAACGACCCCACCAUUCUCGAACAGGACCAGUGCACGGGUUUGUUCUUCAGUAAGGUGUUCAUCACCAAGAUGAAGAUCGGAGCCAAGGACGGACCAGCCCCUGGCUUCCUCGUCCCACGAAUCUGGGCCAACCCACACAACUUCAACUUUGACAAUAUUGGUAACGCGAUGCUGGCUCUGUUCGAGGUGUUGUCGCUCGAAGGCUGGCUGGAGAUCCGCGACGUAAUCAUCAAGAGAGUCGGAUCGGUUGAAGCUAUUUACAUCCAUCUGUUUGUGUUCCUUGGCUACAUGAUUGGUCUGACAUUGUUUGUGGGGGUUGUCGUCGCCAACUACAGUGAAAAUAAGGGAACUGCAUUGCUCACUGUUGACCAGAGGAGAUGGAUGGACUUGAAAGGACGAAUCAAGUUAGCACAGCCAUUACACAUACCCCCAAGACCAGACGGCAACGGUUUUCGGGCGUGGAUGUACGACAUCACGCAGCACAUCGUCUUCAAGCGUAUCAUCGUCAUCCUCGUCCUCUCCAACUGCUGCAUGCUCUUUGUACCGUGGAAGGAUCACGAAAAUCCAACCAUCCUGGCAGGCUUUUCAGCUGCGUUUACCCUUCUCUUUAUUCUUGAAGUGAUAAUGAAGAUGAUCGCGCUGACCCCUGGGGGUUACUGGACGAGUCGGCGCAAUCGAUACGACAUGCUCGUCACAGUCAUGGGCGUCAUCUGGAUCAUCCUGCACUUCAUCCUCCAUCCUAUUCUUGUUAAAUACGUACCAGAAUGGGACACGUACCAGGAUGACUUCAGUAACUCUGUGGGGUAUGGUGUCAUAGUUCUGAGAUUUUUCACCAUCACAGGAAAACAUGCCACUCUGAAGAUGUUGAUGCAGACGGUGGUGAUGUCUGUGUUUAAGAGUUUCUUCAUCAUCAUGGGCAUGUUUCUACUCAUGCUGUUCUACGCCUAUGCCGGCGUCAUCCUCUUCGGCACAGUCAAGUAUGGCUACGAUCUCGGCAGACAUGCUAAUUUUGAGAGUGCCCCCAAUGCUGUGAUCCUGCUGUUUCGAAUUGUCACAGGAGAGGACUGGAACAAGAUAAUGCACGACUGCAUGAUCAGUCCGCCGUAUUGCACGUUUGGUGAGAACUACUGGGAGACGGACUGUGGCAACUUUACGACAUCUCUCAUCUACUUCUGUUCCUUCUAUGUGAUCAUCACCUACAUCGUACUCAACUUGCUUGUCGCCAUCAUCAUGGAGAAUUUCUCCUUGUUCUACUCUAACGAUGAAGAUGCUCUGCUGAGUUACAAUGACAUUCGACAGUUUCAAAACACCUGGAACCUUGUCGACAUCAACAGAAAGGGAUUGAUUCCAGCUCGCCGUGUCAAGUUCCUGCUGCGAUUGCUGAGAGGUCGACUAGAGGUUGAUUUGGAGAAAGAUCGUCUUCUGUUCAAGCACAUGUGUUAUGAGAUAGAGAAACUCCACCAGGGUGGUGACGUCACAUUCCAUGAUGUUCUCAGCAUGUUGACGUACCGGUCGGUGGACAUUCGGAAGAGUCUACAGCUGGAGGAGCUGUUGGCACGGGAGGAGCUGGAGUACACCAUCGAGGAGGAAGUCGCUAAACAGACGAUCCGAAACUGGCUCGACAAGUGUCUCAAGAGAAUUCGCGCAAAAGAACAUUCGAGCAUCCUGUCGAACUUGCGCGCGACCACGGAGCCGCUGUUUACUGUCACAGAGAUGUUCUCGGGCGGAGUCGACACCAAGGAGGAACACAAGGAUGAGGCGUUGUCACGGACACGUAAGAAAGGUCAUGUCGAGCUGAGGAAUCCAGUCGUCCAGCCCCCCAAUGCUGUACAGAGUCAGUCGGUGCGCAAGUUCCUCACCCCGACGCUGAGUGACGGCAGUUCAAGACUCGCUGAGAAAGAGAGACCAAGUCUAAGGAAGAGAAGUACGAAAAUGAAUACAGGAGGCAAGCCGCUCCCGUUGGUAACCGAAGGAAAAAUAGAAAAUGACGUAACGUCCCCAUUACAGGAACAUCCCUAUGACUCGUCUCUGACGGGCAAAUAUGUGUCGCUCGAUAUCAACUCGUGGUGGAAGGAACUCGGCUCAAGCAACACAGCAGACCCUGAACAAAAGACUUGAAAC